Messenger RNA from Cryptomeria japonica (Japanese cedar), 516 nucleotides. Its product is annotated as dirigent protein 2-like. The record is from RefSeq and is a predicted model, not a curated record. Lineage: Eukaryota; Viridiplantae; Streptophyta; Pinopsida; Cupressales; Cupressaceae. The coding region runs from base 1 to 516 and encodes 171 amino acids. The transcript has a single exon.
AUGGCUACACAAACAGUAUUCCUUAGUCUUGUUUUCCUUGCCCUAAUAUCUAGUUCUUGGUGUAUUCCACAUGACUCGAAGAAUAUUGUAUUCUAUAUGCACGACACUGUGAGUAAGCCCAACCCAACAGCCAUUAUAGUUUCAGGAGUAAAUGGAACGUCCUCAAAUCUGUUAGGGUUUGGAACGGUGUUGGUUAUAGAUGACCUUCUGACUGAAAAGCCCCAUAGAUCCUCCAACAUUGUGGGAAAGGCUAAGGGACUUUAUUCCAAUUCAGAUGUGGAGGGUGGCUCUAUUUUCAUGGCUUUCUCUCUUGUGUUUGAGAAUAAGAGAUAUAAUGGCAGCACACUUGAAUUUCAAGGCACCGAUCGCUUCUUCCAGACCUCUCCAAGAGAGAUAACUGUGGUUGGAGGGACUGGACAAUUUAGAUAUGCUCGUGGGUAUGCCAUAAUUAGCAUUCAAGGCAUCGAUGGAUUAGAUGGUAUUAUCAAAUUCAAUACCACCAUUUGUGUUGGCUAA